AGCGGUUUCCUCGGCGCAGUCGCAGUAGUCAUGCCGAUCGUCUUCUACGUCAUCUUUGUGAUUGGGAUUCUGGGUAAUUCUGUGGUGAUGUACGUGAUGAUCAGGCACACCAAGCUCCGCACGCCCUCAGACAUCUUCAUCUUCAACCUCGCCCUGGCUGACGAGCUCUUCCUCAUCGGGAUGCCGUUCUUCGCCCAGCAGUUCAUCUCCGACGAGUGGCAGUUCGGCUCGGCCAUGUGCAAGAUCGUCCACACCUUAGACAGUAACAACCAGUUCGCUAGCGUUUACAUCCUCACCACCAUGAGCAUUGACCGCUACCUUGCCAUCAGCCACCCCUUUCGCUCCAUGUCCUUCCGCACGAGAAAGGUGGCCAUCGUCACCAACGUUGCGGUUUGGGUUGCCUCCCUUGCCUCUAUCUCUCCUGUCAUUGCCUUCGCUAGACAGAACACCUACCCAAACGGGCUGCGCGUUUGCGAGAUCAGUUUCCCAGACGCUACCGACAUCUAUUGGUUCACAAUCUACCAGUUUAUCCUGGCCUUUGCCAUCCCCGUUUGCAUCAUCACGUUUUGCUACGCGAACGUGUUUCGCAAGCUCAGGCAGGUGGUGAACCCGGCGGCCUCAAACGCCGAGAAGAAAACAAAGAAAGUGGCUAAGAUGGUUCUGGUGGUGGUCAUUGUUUUCUUGGUGUGUUGGCUGCCGUAUUACGUCAUUGCGCUGGUGAAUAUGCAGAUGAGCUCGGGCCCUUCCUACGCUUUCCUGGUGUCCUACUUCGUCAGCAUCUGUCUCGGCUAUGCCAACAGUUGCAUCAACCCCCUCAUAUACCUGUCCUUCAGUGUAAAAUUCAGAAAGCACGCUGUUAACACGUUGUUGUGCAAAGAUUGCCGGAAGCGGCGUGUCCUCCCGGCGCCCAUAGAUGACGCCAUGUUGCUGAGGGACCUAAACCUGGGGAGGGGGGCCGUGUAUUACUCCGCGGGAAACGACAGCGUGUUCGGCAGGGACAGGCCCGUCAUCGCGUUCCCCACUUUCCGAACGGUGUAG
This is a messenger RNA of Branchiostoma belcheri (Belcher's lancelet), 1038 nucleotides long. RefSeq names its product melanin-concentrating hormone receptor 1-like. Gene Ontology annotation, molecular function: neuropeptide binding; G protein-coupled receptor activity. Lineage: Eukaryota; Metazoa; Chordata; Leptocardii; Amphioxiformes; Branchiostomatidae. Gene Ontology annotation, cellular component: membrane; neuron projection. Gene Ontology annotation, biological process: neuropeptide signaling pathway. The record is from RefSeq and is a predicted model, not a curated record. Bases 31 to 1038 code for a protein of 335 amino acids. The transcript is spliced from 2 exons.